CUCACCUUGGGAUUUGGAGCAAAAACCCAUGGUCUGACUCUACUGGUAAAGUGAAGGAGGAUCGUGAUGGCUUUAAACUCCCUCCUGGGUGGGAGUGGGAGGAUGAGUGGGAUAGGUUUAUUGGUGACUGGGAGGUCAUGACAAGUAUAGACACUGGAGAGUAUCAGACUCAAAGAGGAUCCAGGAAAUACGAAGAAAAGAUUUACGAGUAUCAGUCUAGAAUGCCUUUCUCCAACUGGCCAUCCGAUGAGAAUGAGUCAGAGUGGAAGAACGAAGAAGGUCAUUCGCUAAGUUAUUAUACUGAAGACUCAAGGCAAGUUAGAGACACAUUGGAACUACCUGAUGGCUGGGAGUGGGACUCAGAAUGGAGCAUAGCCCCUCCACACAGAGGGACAGAUAAAGAUGGAUGGGAGUACAAAGGAUUAUUACUGGCAAGUGGAUGGGCUCCUCGUUCAAGGAAGAGCAUUACAAGAAGAAGACUCUGGAAUAGGACUAGAAUUCAAACUGGUGAUGCAUUCAUAAAAACUUCUACUGGUGAUAAAUAUAAAGGAUGGGAGUAUGCUCAUAUCAGUAGCAGUACAUAUCAUCAGGAACACAGUCCAUUGUUUGGAAAAAGAAGACGUCGUUACCUUCGAAAGAUUAAAACAAAAACACAAGCCAAACUAUCUAAUCCACCAAGAUUUAUUUUCCCUGAACAUCAGCAAGUUCAAGUUCCGCCACGUCUUUAUUUUCCAAUGAAAGGUCUGUUUAAGUAUGAGCUACGAGUUUACUUAUAUCAAGCACGUGAUUUGUAUGCUGGAAAUUCUACUGGAUUAUCUGAUCCAUACUGUAUUGUAUCCUUUGAGCAUUACAGCCAAACGACACGCGAGAUCAAUCAAACUCUUACUCCAUUGUGGGACCACACUUGUGUUUUUGAUGAUAUUAAGAUGUUUGGUAGUCCGUCUGAUGUCAAGGGAUCUCCUCCUAAAAUUAUGAUUGAGAUAUUUGAUAAAGAUAACGUGGGUAAGGAUUACCUUGGUUAUGUUGAAUGCUAUCCAAUUGUACGUAUUAAUGAAAACCAGCAACAAAGGAGACAGGUGUCAUUGGAAGAGACAGAAGAAGUCCUUCAUGUUCCCUUUUCCCUUGAAGGAGCUGAGCCAGUUGAUGAGCCAAAGGAUCCAGUUACGUCUCUCUCUUGGUAUCAGGUCACACGGUAUGGUCGCUAUGCUGGACAACUCUUAGCUGCUUUUGAGCUGUUCCUUGUUGAUAGUGUUUGUCCUCCUCCUAUACUUGAAAGAGACUAUGGUGAAACUGAUAAAAAGAAGUGGUGGUACACUGUUCCUCAUGGCAUUAGACCAGAGUAUGAGACCAAGACUAUUAAAAUAUUGUGCUGGGGUGUUCGAAAUCUUAAGAAGUAUAGAUUGGGAUCUGUAACGUCACCUUUUAUUAAGGUCGAGUGUGGAGGUGUGACAAAAAAGACUAAUCACAUUAUUGACACUAGGAGGAAUCCUAACUUUACUGAUGGCCCAAUUAUCAUGGAACUGAAACUACCAGUUAAUCCACUGUAUUGCCCUCCACUCAAUAUUUAUCUUUAUGAUAAAAGAGCAUUUGGACAGAAACCACUGAUAGGAACUUAUUCUGUUCAGAUAACUGAAGACAGUCCUACUGAGACUGAUAGACCCAGUCUCCGGCACAAUCCUUUAGAAACAGCAAAUACACUGAGGCAAAGAAAAACCAAACAAGGACAAGUUGCUAUUGAUAUGGAAACUUUCUUAGAUGAAGACCCAGACUAUAUUAAGGACAGUAGGUUUGACUGGUGGACUAAGUACAGAUUAGCUGUCUUAAAAGCAACAGGUAGUAAACUUCAAGAUUCUGAAAUAGAAUAUGUUAAUGAAAAUCAUGAUCGCUUGAAACUCUUUCAUCAUGAAUUGGAAAAAGAGCCAAGGUUUCAUAAUUUCAGUGACGUUGUCAAGAGUUACCCUCUGUAUCGUGGUAAAGGAUCAAUUGCAUUCGAUGAUCCAUCAGAGAACACUAGAUUUGCUGGUACUUUCAAGGGACACAUUACAGUUAAAAGGGGAAAGCACACAGCAAAUGAGUUUGACCAUAAAUACAUUCCAACAAAGGAUUUAUGUCCUGUUGUAAUUAGAGUUUAUGUUGUUGAAGGAAUAGGACUGCUACCACUGGAUCCUAAUGGCAAAUCUGAUCCAUAUCUUAGACUCAGCAUUGGGAAAUGUGUUAUGGAUGAUGCUGACAACUUUGUUCCUAAUUCAUUAAAUCCAGUUUUUGGAAAGAUGUUUGAGCUAUCAGCCACCCUCCCUCUUGAUCAUACUCUUAAAAUUCAAGUACUUGAUCAUGAUUAUGGUUCAAGGGAUGAUUUCAUCGGCCAAACUGAAAUAGAUAUUGAGAACCGGUUUAUUUCUCGGUACAGAGCUAGUUGUGGCAUACCAGAAACCUUCUCAAAGAAUGGUCCUAAUCACUGGAGGGAUACAGAUUUACCCACUGAUAUAUUAGAUUGGUAUUGUAAAGUUAAUGGCUUGAAAGAGCCAGUAAGAACUGCUAAUGGUCUCAUUUAUAAUUAUGACGAAUACACAAUAAAUCAUACAGAUUUGAAGCCAUAUAUGCGACAGCAUAAAUAUGUUGGAUCACCUAUACAACAAAUAGCGUUAGCAUUGCUUAGAAGAGAAAAUGUAUUAGUUCAUGAACACGUUGAAACUAGAACACUGGAAAACCCUAACCAACCUGGAAUAUCACAAGGUUCACUGCGUAUGUGGGUGGACAUAUUUCCAAAGAGUUACAAUCUUCCUCCUCCUGUUGAUAUAUCACCGCGAAAACCUGAGGACUAUGAGCUAAGAGUCAUAGUUUAUGAUGUAAAGGAUGUCAAGUUGGCUGACUAUAAUCCAGUGACUGAUGAGGAAAUGUCUGAUAUUUAUGUGAAAGGUUGGUUGAGAGGGCAAGAGGAAACACAAAAAACUGAUGUUCACUAUCGUUCGUUUGAUAGAGAAGGAAACUUUAAUUACAGAUUUGUGUUCCCAUUUCAGUAUUUACCAGCUGAGAAGAGAAUCGUUGUCUCAAAGAGAAAAUUUUUCGAUGUUAAUAAAACAGAAAUUCGAGCUCUCCCUUACCUCACCAUUCAAGUUUGGGACAAUGACAAGUUCAAGUUUGAUGACCACCUUGGAACAGUUGAGUUUGAUUUGACAGCUAUACAACAAGGAACUAGAACUUCGUCCUUCUUAGAUCAAAUAAUGAGUAUUGGCUCAAAUAUAUCAUACUCAGAUCAAAAAAGUACUGACUCAUCAAAUACUUCAUCCAAACAAAUCCUGACUACUUCUGCCUCUAAAACAUCAUUGAACCAAGUUCUGAAUACUUCUGACUCUACUGAUAAUCUUUUUGAGAAGAAGAGAAUCAGAAGAUGGUGGCCUCUUGCUGAUGAAGGUAUGAUUGAGUUAGAAUUGCAAAUACUGACAAAAGAAGAAGCUGAAUUGUCACCAGCUGGUAAAGGACGGGAUGAGCCUAACAUGAACCCAUACCUUCCACCUCCUCAGCGACCUGAAACAUCAUUCUUUUGGUUGACAUCUCCUCUAAAGACAUUUAAACACAUAAUAUGGAAGUAUUAUAAAUUUCACAUUAUUAUUGGCAUUUUUGUUGUCCUAGCUGUGGUUGGGGUAAUUGUAUUCAUCUAUUCAGCUCCAGAUUAUUUGGCUCAGUAUCUUCUGGAUCGAUUGCUUCCAUUGUAAAAAUUUUAAUCAUGCAUCAGUUGCUGUUGUGAUAUUUUAUAUUUUAUAUUUUUAUAAUGUGCCCUAUAGUUUAAAUUUUUUUUUGAACUAAACAGAAACAGUUAUUAUUUCAAAUAGCAAUAUUAUACAACAAUACAACUGAUUUUACUUUGAACAAUUCCUCCCAAGUUUGUUUCAAUUUGUUAUACUUUUUUAUUUCUCUUCAUUGCACAAUUCAUUUUGUGUGUACAUUCA
This is a messenger RNA of Amphimedon queenslandica, 3947 nucleotides long. Its product is annotated as fer-1-like protein 6. Lineage: Eukaryota; Metazoa; Porifera; Demospongiae; Haplosclerida; Niphatidae. The record is from RefSeq and is a predicted model, not a curated record. The transcript has 25 exons. Bases 138 to 3713 code for a protein of 1191 amino acids. Gene Ontology annotation, biological process: membrane fusion; plasma membrane organization.